Messenger RNA from Oncorhynchus nerka (sockeye salmon), 1169 nucleotides. Its product is annotated as dual specificity protein phosphatase 3-like. Gene Ontology annotation, molecular function: protein tyrosine/serine/threonine phosphatase activity; MAP kinase phosphatase activity. Gene Ontology annotation, cellular component: cytoplasm. The transcript has 3 exons. Gene Ontology annotation, biological process: protein dephosphorylation; negative regulation of MAPK cascade. Lineage: Eukaryota; Metazoa; Chordata; Actinopteri; Salmoniformes; Salmonidae. The record is from RefSeq and is a predicted model, not a curated record. Bases 65 to 682 code for a protein of 205 amino acids.
UGGUCGCUCUGUAAACCGACACCUGCUAGACAUAUUUAACAGCUCUGCUCUAGUCAAGAAGGGGAUGAAGCAAAAUCAGAGCGCAACCAAGCAGCCUACCGUGUCACUGCGAGUUGACAUGUCAGACUAUGAAGUGUCAGUGCAGCAGCUCAAUGAUCUGUGUGCCAACGUUGACGGUUACUACAGCAUGCCAACACACCAUGUCGACGAGGUGUUCCCCAGGAUAUAUGUUGGAAAUGCUAUUGUGGCCAUGAACACGAUGCGUCUGAAGAAGCUAGGCAUCACCCACAUUCUGAAUGCAGCGGAAGGCAACUCCUUCAUGCACGUUAACACCAAUGCGGAGUUCUACGCUGGCACAGGCAUCACUUACCACGGCAUGGGCGCCAGUGACACAGACCACUUUGACCUCAGCAUCUACUUCGAGGAGGGGGCGAACUUCAUCGAGAAGGCCUUGGCACACAAUGAUGGGAAGGGUAAAGUGUACGUUCACUGCAGAGAGGGCUACAGCCGCUCCCCAACACUGGUCAUCGCCUACCUGAUGCUGCGCCACAGGAUGGACAUUCGGUCCGCCCUGUCCAUGGUACGACAGAAGAGAGAGAUCGGCCCUAACGAUGGCUUCCUGCGCCAGCUGUGUCGCCUCAACGAAACUCUGACGGCCGAAGGAAAGUUCUGGAACCAAUGACGGUUUUCUUCCCCCUGUACUCGUACCUUACAAGUAUGUACAGAUAAACAGCCACGUGAAAGAGUGUAGGUAUUCAGGACACCUGGAAAGUAUGUACCUGUAAAUGUACACAGAUACGCACAUUCACUGACUGCCAUCCUUGACUUGUAGGCUGGCUCAAGCAUGGCUUGUCCUUUGAUUUAAAUUCAGAAAGACACUGUAUUCAAGUGAAAGGGAAUACUUAGUCAGUUGUAAAACUGAAUGCAUUCAACUGAAAUGUGUAUUCUGCAUUUAACCCAACCCCUCUCAAUCAGGGAGGAACCCUCACACUCAGGAACAAUCCCUACAACUCCCCCUCUGGCUCUCCAUCCAAUUCCUUCCUUCCUUCACACUGCCAGUCUUUUCUAGCCUCUGUGCUGUGGAGCUUGCAUCUACUCGUCAAGGUGAUUUCCAGAGAACCAUUGAAUGGUUAUGUUAUCAGGUUUACUUUUCCUCCUGCUCCAUUUGA